UUAGAUUCCAGAGCUUGUUUUUGUUCUCAGCAGCCUUUCCAGGGUGAGGUGGCUUCAAUUCCCCAUUGGAAAUCUGAAUGAAGCUGCAGUUUGCUCAGGAAGGGAAGAAAGAAAAGUUUAGAUCUGGCUUUAGCAGCAGACAGAUGCACUUCUGAUUUCUUCAGGCACAAAGAAGAUGUGUUUGCUGACGUUAUACUUCACCUGAAAAGGAAAAGAAAAUCCGUUAAAGACAGAAGAGUGGAAAUAUUACUUGAAUUUUCCAACAGGGCUAGCACAGUGUAAUGCUUAUUGCUACAGAUGCAGAAUGACUGCUUCAGGCUUAUUUCCCUAUGCCUCCCACCAAAGGGACUAAGGGCCAAAUGGAGGUGGUCUCUUUGACAUCGACACAAGUAGAAAAAGGCAUCCAGGAUGGAAAUCCAGUACACAACCAUUGCAUCCUGCUCCUGUAUUCCCCCUGGACCCAGCUCCUGUAUUCCCCCCUGGACCCAUGAUGUUCAUAUUCUACAGACCUCAUAAAGGAUUCUUCAAUGCUGUAAGUACUAGUAUCAGAUCUGCUCAAACAGAGCAUCAUGAAGAACAAGCAUAAAGAUUGAAUCCUAUUAAUCAUGGUCUUGGGAAGCUCCAAGCAAAAUAUCUUCUAAAUAAUUAGGGCCAAAAAAUAGGCUUGCAUACUAAAUUAUGUCCAUGGUUUUAGGAUUCCUUUAUGAUGGAGAAACCCACUCAGCAUCCUACUGAGGGUCUGUUUAAUCGAACUAUUGCAAACAGCAGCAACUCACAGUUUUCACACUUUGAUUCAUGUCAGCCUUCUUUCCCUGCAGUCUUCUUGCUCAUCACGGCUUAUACUGUCGUUACAAUAGUGGGGCUUUUUGGAAACCUUUGCCUGAUUGUUAUAAUACAAAGACAGAAAGAAGCUCAAAAUGUUACAAAUAUUCUGAUUGCCAAUCUCUCCUUAUCCGAUGUCUUGAUAUGCAUCAUGUGUAUUCCUGUCACAGUUGCAUACACUUUGAUGGACUAUUGGAUAUUUGGCGAGGCUAUGUGUAAAAUAAGCUCUUUUGUACAAAGUAUGUCUGUCACAGUCUCCAUAUUCUCACUUGUGUUAAUUGCUGUCGAGAGACACCAGUUAAUAGUGAACCCACGUGGCUGGAAGCCGAAUAUGUCACACGCUUACUGGGGAAUUAUCUUCAUUUGGGGGGUUUCCCUUAUCAUAUCCAUUCCCUUUUUUAUAUUCCACCACCUAUCUGAUGAACCCUUUAAAAAUCUUUCUUACCAUAGCGAUUUCUACACGAACAAAGUUAUUUGCAUCGAGGCAUGGCCAUCAGUUGCCGAGCGACUGGUCUUUACCACCAGUCUGCUGGUUUUCCAGUAUUGCUUCCCACUGGGCUUUAUUUUUAUCUGCUAUCUCAAGAUAUUUGUAUGUCUCCGGCGGAGACAUGGUAAGGUGGAUGGGAUGAGGGAGAAUGAGAGCAGACUAAAUGAGAGUAAAAGGAUUAAUAUGAUGCUCAUUUCAAUUGUCGUGACCUUUGCAGCUUGCUGGUUGCCUCUAAAUAUAUUUAAUGUCGUUUUUGACUGGAACUAUGAGGCACUGAUGAACUGCCACCAUAACUUAGUGUUCACAUUGUGUCACCUGGUAGCCAUGCUCUCGACAUGUAUCAAUCCUAUCUUUUACGGAUUUCUCAACAAGAAUUUCCAGAAGGAUUUAAUAGUGUUAAUUCACCACUGCAGAUGCUUCACAUCUCAGGAGGAAUAUGAGAACAUCGCUCUUUCAACCCUGAACACUGAUGUAUCCAAGGGGUCCUUGAAAUUAAAUAAUACCCCUGUGAAUAGCUAAAAGAAUCCCUCAUGACAGUCUCCAAAACUCUGAAUUUAUUGUGAAUUUACUGAUUCUGGUUGAUCCUUUCGGAGGAUUAUAAAGUCUUGAGCUGUUCCCACUAAUGCCAGAGGGAGUCUUUGCCGUUUAGUUCAGUGGGAGCAGGUAAACUUAUCGUGUAAACUGUUCCUUCUACAUAACAUUAUUUCUUAUUAAUUCUAGUAAAUCACCCCCCAGAAAUCCUUUACAGUCAACACUAUGAAAUACCAGCAGUAUUAGCGUAUCAUUUUUAAGCCCAUGAUUUCACUAUCAAUGACUGCCUCCCUCAGAAAUUUUCCACCUCAGUGAUACAUGUGACAUUCCCUGGGUAAAAUGCUCUCUUCUGCUUCCCCAGGAUAAUCCAUCCAUUCCAAGGUUCCCCCAAAUCCACCAGUCCUUCCUCUGCCCUGCCCUCUAGCCUUGUGCCUCUCGACCCCACCGUGUUUUUCCCUGCACCUCAUAGAGGCUACUUCAGAUGGCCCAUCUACAUGGCAGCUGUCCCUCACAAUGGCUUCUGGCUAGGAGUGGCUGGUCCAGUAGGGAGCAGGUCCCCCUGCUGGAUGGCAGUUUGGGGAAGGGGUUCCCUUUUGGUUUUUGAUGCAAGUGGUCUUCCCUAAUUAAUGGGGAGGGUUGGGUUUCAUGGCUGAUGUAUGCAUGGGUAGGGGUGGCAAAUUAGAACCAGGUAUCCCAGGCUGCUGGACUGGGAGCUAGGUCAGGCGAUGGGAUUCCUCUGGGUAGAAAUGGCAGGUCAGGGACAAGGUGGGAAGGAACCCAGAUUUUCAGAUUCAGAUCUGGGGCUGGGCAGGUAGGCAUUGUGAGCUGAGGCGGGGAGGCAGCCAGCAGCAGCCACAGGACUUCCACUCAGUACAGCAGCAGCUUGGCCUGCCGCUUCUCCUUUCCUCCUGGUGCAAUGCUGAAGCAGCAGCAAGGAUCGGGAGUGCAGGCAUUACGUGGUAUGUGCUCCAUUGGCUCUGAGCAAUGCUUGUUGGGGGAGAAACAGGAGAGGAGCUUUCAUUGGAGCAGAUCCCACAGCCCUGGUGGAUACACCCGCUGCAUGAUGGCUGUCAGAGGCUGCAGCCGCCAGCACAGUCCUAGUGCUGAGAACGCUGACAACAAGAGCUGGCCUUAGCAUUUUCAAGUUCUGUU
Trachemys scripta elegans is the source of this 2992-nucleotide messenger RNA. Its product is annotated as neuropeptide Y receptor type 6-like. Gene Ontology annotation, molecular function: neuropeptide Y receptor activity; neuropeptide binding. Gene Ontology annotation, cellular component: plasma membrane; neuron projection. The transcript is spliced from 4 exons. The coding region runs from base 704 to 1828 and encodes 374 amino acids. Lineage: Eukaryota; Metazoa; Chordata; Testudines; Emydidae. The record is from RefSeq and is a predicted model, not a curated record. Gene Ontology annotation, biological process: G protein-coupled receptor signaling pathway.